Molecule: messenger RNA, 1347 nt
Organism: Dictyostelium purpureum
Lineage: Eukaryota; Evosea; Eumycetozoa; Dictyosteliales; Dictyosteliaceae
Exons: 4
Coding region: 1-1347 (448 amino acids)
Biological process (GO): protein phosphorylation
Molecular function (GO): ATP binding; protein kinase activity
Source: RefSeq, a predicted model, not a curated record
AUGGAUUGUUUUGAAGAUAUUCAAGAUUUCAAUCUUCUAAAAUUAGAAGACGACAAAAUUAAAAUUCUAAAGUUUGGAGAUGAAGAAAUCAUAAUAAAUAAAGUUUUUAAUAUUAAAAGAGAAAAUAUUGUGGUGUUUGGGACUAGAAAAAUAGAUAAUAAACCUGUUGUAAUUAAAUAUAUAACUAGGGAAAAUAAGGAAAAUAAGGAAAAUAGAGGAGAUGAGGAGGUAAAAGCUUUAAAAGAAUAUUCAUAUCACCCAAAUAUAGUAUUAUUAUUAAAUUCAUCAAAAAAAAAUGAUAGAAACAUUAUUUUAUUAGAAAGGGGAUCGGAAAUUAAUAAAUCGUUUUUGAAAUCUUAUAAAAAUAUUCAACCAGGUGAUGAUUCAAAUCAUCUUUUAAAAUCAAUUUUUUGUCAAUAUGUUGUGUUUUUAAGUUUUGGGCACUUUGUUAAAAGAUUUCAAAGAGAUGUUAAGCCUGGAAAUACAAUUCUUUUCCCGUCCAUUUUUUUAGAUCAAAUGCCAUAUUUAAAGGUCAUUGAUUUCGAAUUAUCAUCAAGUGGAACUUUAUCAGAAAGCAAAUUAUAUCCAGAUAGGGCCAGAGGAACAAAAUUUUAUGAUUUAUUAGAGGACAAGUUACAUCAUUUGCAUUUAGCUGAAACUUAUUUUCUAUGUUCAGCUUUUAGCGAUGUUGAGUUAUUAGAAGAAAAAGGUUUUACAGUAGAAAAAGGAAAUGUAGAGGUUAAAGAAAUAGCAGAUUUGUUGGAGCAUAAAGGUGUAACCCUUUCUGAAGUUUUUAAAUCUAAUUUUAUUCAAAAAAGAAAAAUUCAUUUUUAUAAUUUUUUACUUGGCGACAAUAGUCAUCAAUUUAUUGAGGUUAAAGAUAUCACAAAUAAAAUCAAAGAUUUUACUUAUUCAAAUAUCUAUAUAAGAUAUCUCUCAACUCCUCAUAUUUUUCAAUAUUCUGAUAAUUCAUAUAAUAGUUAUUUAUUUCCAUAUUAUUCGAUUAGUUCAGUUUACAUUUUACCAACAGAAAUCUCUGAAGAGGAUUAUCUAAACGAAAAUUUAAAAGACAUUUUGGGGGAGAUCAAUUAUAAUUUUGAAAUUUUACUAAAACAGUUAAAUGAGUCAGGAACAUAUUCAUACUCAAAUGAUUAUUUGGAAAGGUGUGAAAAAAAAAUUUCAUUGGCAGGUAAAGAUAAAUCUUCAAAGGAUUUAUUAGAUAAUUUCAAUUCAGAAAUGAAAAAUUAUCAAGAAGCUUUAACAAAAAAUGGGUAUUAUACCAAAAUUGAAGAAUUUAAAAUAAAAAAAUUUGGUUUUGGUGAUAUUGAUGAAAAAAAUAAUUUGUAA